Molecule: messenger RNA, 9426 nt
Organism: Chrysoperla carnea
Lineage: Eukaryota; Metazoa; Arthropoda; Insecta; Neuroptera; Chrysopidae
Gene: Ten-m
Product: teneurin-m
Exons: 16
Coding region: 220-8259 (2679 amino acids)
Biological process (GO): motor neuron axon guidance
Source: RefSeq, a predicted model, not a curated record
UUCUUUUAUUACUUUAUCGCACCAUUUAAAUCAUCCAAACAAUUUCAUAACCACCUUAUUAUCCACAAUUUUUAUCCACAAAAACCUAUCCACGAGUAUUUGCUACAACGAUAAUAAUAAUAGCACAUCCACUGUUACCACCGCCUGUCAUUAUAAUUGCGUCAGAGACGAUCAUCGGGUGGUGACGAACACCAAUACCACCAUUCCAGUAUUUCGGCUAUGAGCUAUACACAAGGUAAAUCUGGUCGGUUAUAUCCGGCAUAUAGUGUAAGUGGAUCAGAUUGCGAAGACGGUGAUAGUGGAUCACCAGCUACUGGUGGACGCAGUAGUGGACGCCAACACCAACAAUUAUAUAACUCACACACGUACCAACAUCCAUUAUAUCAACAACCCUGUACAGGGGGUAGUGGUCCAGGAUCAGCUAGUGGUGGUGCUGGUCUUAGUGACACCCCCACAUCGGAUAACGCCUCGGACGCGACACUCACUGAUUCAGAGCUGGCAUUAGCCAGAGAUUCUACUCUUCUAGUUCAUAACGGUUGUUUAUUAGACAGUGUACCGCGACCUCCUGAUGUACCCCCAAGAAAUCCUACAAUGAGUCGACUGAACGGUCGUAUCACAGGGAAUCCUGCGCAAGAUCCAAAUGGUGAUUUUGAACCAUCAUGUUUAGUACGAACGCCAUCUGGAAAUGUAUACAUUCCAACAGGAACCCUUAAUAUGCCAAAGAAUUCUACAUUGGAUUACAAAUCAAAUUCAUCAUGUAGCAGCCCAUCAAAAGAUAAAAGUUCAGAACGAUGUAAUCUACCAUUUGGUACACCAGUACCAGUACUGCCCGUCCGGAACAACUUACGUCGACCUAAUUCCAGUCAUUUUCCACAAGCAUCACGGUUUCAUUUUCGAAAAGGCAUUGCAACAAAAUGUACAUGGAAAUGUACGGCGAUUGUAUUUAUCAUGCUUUCAAUUGUUCUUACCGCAGCACUUUCAUACAUUUCCGCCUCCAAUUUAUUAAAUUGGUCGUAUCAAAGCACAAAAGCAUGCACAGUAUUAGUAGAAGAAAGUUCCGAUUUAUUAUCCGCUUCAAAAACAAUAUCAGAAACAAAUAUCUCAACAUCAAGUAAACCACGACCCUCAGCGACAGGUAGUUCUACAGCCACCAGCAGUAACACAAAUAGUGCCACUGGUUCUGGAACUACAACAAGUAAUGCUGGAGGUGCAAAAACAUUCCCAGCCAGAUCGUUUCCACCAGACGGCACAACAUUCGCACAGAUAGCUUUAGGACAACGUUUAUCAAAAGAAAUUCCGCCAUAUAGUUAUUGGAAUAUGCAAUUUUAUCAAUCAGAAGCAGCCUAUGUUAAAUUUGAUUAUAACAUUCCACGUGGUGCGAGCAUUGGGGUAUAUGCUCGCCGUAAUGCUUUACCAACACACACGCAAUAUCAUAUUUUGGAAGUUUUAAGUGGAUUCAAGGCGCGAACAACUAGAGCGUCUCAUCCAUCAAUGAAAAAGGAAGUUACGCAUUAUAUGGAACAAGGUCAUUGGUUCUUAUCUUUGUAUAAUGAUGAUGGAGAUCCUCAAGAAGUGACUUUCAUAGCUGUAAUUGCCGAUGAUAUGACUCAUAAUUGUCCUAAUGGCUGUAGUGGGAAAGGUGAAUGUCUCAUGGGUCAUUGUCAGUGUAAUCCAGGCUUUGGAGGCGAUGAUUGUAGUGAAAGUGUCUGCCCAGUACUCUGUAGUCAAAGAGGUGAAUAUAUAAAUGGCGAAUGCCAAUGUAAUCCAGGAUGGAAAGGAAAAGAAUGUAGUCUUCGACAUGAUGAAUGUGAGGUUCCUGAUUGUAAUGGUCAUGGCCAUUGUGUCAACGGUAAAUGUGGUUGCGUUCGUGGCUACAAAGGAAAAUUCUGCGAAGAAGUUGACUGUCCACAUCCUACUUGUAAUGGGCAUGGCUUCUGCAUUGAAGGACAUUGCAUUUGUAAAAAAGGUUGGAAAGGUCUCGAUUGCGGACAAAUGGAUAAAGUUGCAUUACAAUGUCUUCCUGAUUGUUCUGGUCAUGGCACAUUCGAUUUAGAUACACAAACUUGCUCUUGCGAGCCACGAUGGUCUGGUGAAGAUUGUUCUAGAGAAUUAUGCGAUUUGGAUUGCGGACCACAUGGCCAUUGUGUGAGUGACGCGUGUCAAUGUAAUACUGGAUGGUCCGGCGAAUUUUGUAAUAUGAAACAAUGUGACUCGAGAUGUAAUGAACAUGGGCAAUGCAAAAAUGGCACAUGUCUUUGUGUUACUGGGUGGAAUGGAAAACAUUGUACAAUGGAAGGAUGUCCUAACGGAUGUUCAGGGCAUGGACAAUGCAGAGCCAACGCUGAUGGAGCUUGGGAAUGUCGAUGCAAUGAUGACUGGGAUGGAAAAGAUUGCAGUGUCCUAUUAGAACAAAGUUGCAACGAUGGUAGAGAUAAUGACAAAGAUGGACUAGUGGAUUGUGAAGACCCCGAAUGCUGUUCAAAUCAUAUUUGUCGAAGUAGUCAAUUAUGUGUAUCAGCUCCAAAGCCAAUAGACAUUCUACUACGUAAACAGCCUCCAGCAAUUACCGCCUCUUUCUUUGAAAGAAUGAAAUUUUUGAUCGACGAAGGAAGUUUACAAAAUUAUGCUCGGCCAGAAACAUUUAACGAAAGUGUGUUUUGGAAUCAUUUCAACGCGAGUCGAUCAGCUGUGGUCCGAGGACGUGUGGUAACAGGAUUAGGAACUGGUUUAAUGGGUGUUAGAGUUAGUACUUCGACACCUUUAGAAGGUUUCACAUUUACUCGAGACGAUGGCUGGUUUGAUCUCUUGGUAAACGGAGGUGGUGCUGUAACUUUACAAUUUGGAAGAUCACCGUUUAGACCACAAAGUCACAUAGUUUAUGUACCAUGGAAUGAAGUUGUGAUUAUUGAUGAUAUUACAAUGUCAACUGGAGAUGACAAGGUCAUAAUAUUACCUCCACAUGCGUGUAGUGCACAUAAUUAUGAUACAAUGAAACCAGUUGUCCUUGCCACAUGGAAACAUGGAUUCCAAGGAGCAUGUCCUGAUAAGAGCGCUAUUUUAACAGAAUCACAGGUGGUACAAGAAAGUCUUCAGAUACCAGGAACAGGUUUGAACUUGGUAUACCAAAGUUCACGCGCAGCUGGAUAUCUUUCAACUAUACAAUUACAAUUAACUCCAGAAGUAAUUCCAGAAUCUUUAAAAUUAAUUCAUUUACGAAUUACUAUUGAAGGCAUUUUAUUCAAGAAAGUCUUUGAAGCAGAUCCAGUUAUUAAAUUCACGUAUGCAUGGAACCGUUUGAAUGUUUACCGUCAAAGAGUAUAUGGAGUAACAACAGCUAUGGUUAAAGUAGGCUAUGAGUACAAAGACUGCAAAGAUAUUAUUUGGGACGUCCAAACAACAAAACUAAGUGGCCAUGAUAUGAGUAUAUCUGAAGUUGGAGGCUGGAAUUUAGAUAUUCAUCACAGAUAUAACUUCCAUGAAGGUAUUUUACAAAAGGGUGAUGGUUCUAACAUUUAUUUAAAACACAAACCACGAGUUAUAAUUACAACAAUGGGAGAUGGUCAUCAGCGACCAUUAGACUGUGUAGACUGCGAAGGUCAAGCCUCCAAGCAGAGACUUUUGGCACCUGUAGCUUUAGCAACUGCUCCAGAUGGAUCUAUUUUUGUAGGUGAUUUUAAUCUAGUGCGACGUAUUUUAACUGACGGCACUGUUCGAACAGUUGUUAGAUUGAAUGCUACCAGAGUUUCUUAUCGAUACCAUCUGGCUUUAAGUCCAUUACACGGAACACUUUACAUAUCUGAUCCAGAAUCACAUCAAAUUAUCAAGGUCAGAAAUGUGGACGAUUAUUCAGAUCCAGAUCAUAACUGGGAAACAGUCGUUGGAUCAGGCGAACGGUGCUUGCCCGGAGAUGAAGCGCAUUGUGGUGAUGGUGCAUUAGCUAGAGAUGCAAAAUUAGCAUAUCCGAAAGGAGUAGCCGUCUCUGCUGAUAAUGUUUUAUAUUUCGCUGAUGGUACAAAUAUUCGAAUGAUCGACAGAGAUGGAAUCAUAAAUACCGUCAUUGGAAAUCACAUGCAUAAAUCUCACUGGAAACCAAUACCUUGUGAGGGUACUCUAAAUGUGGAAGAAGUACAUUUACGGUGGCCAACAGAAUUAUCAAUAAGUCCAUUAGAUAAUUCAUUACACAUAAUUGAUGAUCAUAUGAUACUACAAUUAGCACCAGAUGGUAGAGUUAAAGUAGUUGCUGGUCAACCUUUGCAUUGUUCAACUCCAAGUACAAAUAUUGAUAUGGAACUUGCUACGCAUGCAACAUUGGUUAUGCCUCAGAGUAUUGCGUUUGGGCCAAAUGGCAAUUUGUAUGUGGCAGAAAGCGAUUCCCAACGUAUAAAUAGAGUUCGUGUUAUAACAACAGAUGGAAAAAUAUCUGCAUAUGCUGGUGCAGAGUCAAAAUGUAAUUGCUUGGAACGCGGAUGUGAUUGCUUUGAAGCGGACCAUUACCUUGCUGCCAAUGCAAAAUUCAACACAAUAUCGGCAGUCGCUGUUAGUCCUGAUGGAAUAGUUCAUAUUGGAGAUCAAGCUAAUUACAGAAUAAGAUCAGUGAUGGCAAGUAUUCCAGACGCAAGUGGUACAAGAGAAUACGAAAUUUAUUCGCCCGAUACGCAGGAAAUAUACAUAUUUAAUCGAUUUGGGCAGCACAUUGCCACUCGAAAUAUUUUGACUGGAGAAACUAACUACAUUUUCUCUUACAAUGUGAAUACAAGUAAUGGCAAACUUAGUACUGUCACAGAUGCAGCCGGUAAUAAAGUAUUUUUAUUGCGAGAUUAUUCAAGCUCUGUCAAUUCUAUUGAAAAUACAAAAGGUCAAAAAUGUAGACUCAGAAUGUCAAGAAUGAGAAUGCUUCACGAAUUAAGUACGCCAGAUAAUUAUAAUGUUACUUUUGAAUAUCAUGGACAAACCGGACUGCUAAAAACUAAACUUGACAGCAGUGGACGAAGCUAUGUCUAUAACUAUGACGAGUUUGGUCGGCUCACAACUGCUGUUACACCAACUGGAAAAGUGAUUAACUUGUCAUUUGACUUAAGCAUCAAAGGUGCGGAAGUAAUUGUUCGGCAAAACAAUAAAAAUCCCGUUUCUAUGUUGAUAAAAGGUGCAUCGGUAACAACGAAAGUUGGAGAUGCCCAACAACAUGCAAUAGUUUUAGCUGAUGGUAGUGUAACCAGUGUCACACCUUGGGGUCAUACUAUUACGACUGAUACCGUUCCAUAUUCCAUAUUAACAGAAAUCGAUCCCUUAUUAGGAGAAAGUUAUCCAGUACCUGCAAAACAACGAACGGAAGUUGGAGGCGAUCUAGCAAAUCGAUUUGAAUGGAGAUAUUUCCCACGAAGAUUGCCAUCAGGAAAGAAUAAAGCAAUCACAAAUAGAGCUGUAGCCCAAGUUGGUCGUAAACUUCGUGUUAAUGGAGAAAAUCUUCUAACUUUGGAAUAUGACAGAGAUUCAGCGACUGUUGCUGUAUUUAUGGAUGACCGAGUUGAAUUGUUAAAUGUUUCAUAUGACAGUAGUGCUAGACCUGUGAAAUGGGGACCACGUAAUGGUAUUUUUGCCGGUGUCGAUUUAGAAUACGAUCGAUACAGUCGGUUAACAAGCUGGAAAUGGGGUGACUUAAAUGAAACUUAUGGAUUCGAUCGUGCUGGUCGACUUAAUGAAAUUAGAUACGGAGAUGGAUCAUCGAUGAUUUAUACUUUCAAGGAUAUGUUUAGCAGUUUACCUUUGAAAGUAACAACCCCAAGAGGAAGUGAUUAUCUUUUACAAUAUGAUGAAUCUGGUGCACUCCAAUCUUUGACAACUCCGCGGGGUCAUAUCCAUGCUUUUUCAUUACAAACUUCGUUAGGAUUCUUUAAAUACCAAUAUUAUUCGCCAAUGAAUCGUCAUCCAUAUGAAAUUUUGUACAAUGAUGAUGGACAGAUUUUGGCCAAAAUAUACCCUCACCAAUCAGGAAAGGUUGUAUAUAUUUAUGAUCAAACUGGUAAAUUGGAAACAAGUUUGGCUGGUUUAUCCUCUACUCAUUAUGUAUACCAAGAAUCCUCGAAUUUAGUUAAAAGUGUGGAUAUUACUGAGCCCAAUUUUGAAUUAAAACAAGAAUUCAAAUAUCAUGCAGGCAUUAUAAAAGAUGAACGAUUAAAAUUCAGCAGUCGAAGUGGCUUAGAUAAUGCCCAUUACAGAUAUCAAUAUGACGGCAAUGCACGUCUAUCAGGAAUUGAUGUAGAUAUUAAUGGCAAAGAAUUACCACAAUUAAGGCUUAAAUAUAAUCAAAACUUAGGUAUGUUAGAAGGCAUUAGUGAUUUAAGAAUUUAUAGAAAUACUUUUAAUCGAUCCGUGAUGCAAGAUACAAGUAAACAAUUCUUUACAAUUACCGAUUUUGAUGAUCACGGGCGAAUCAAAUCAAUUUUAAUAAACAUCAAAUCUUUUGAUGUCUACCGAUUGGAAUUAGAAUACGAUUCGAGAAAUCGUAUACAAUCUCAGAAAUUGUUAAUUGGCCGAACUUCAUCUAUGGAUAAAAUUACAUAUAAUGCGGAUGGUCAUGUGAUGGAAGUAUUAGGAACAAAUAAUUGGAAGUAUGUUUACGAUGAAAAUGGAAAUGUAAUUGGAGUAAUUGAACAAGGUGAAAAAACGAAUUUGGGUUAUGAUAGUGGCGAUCGGGUUGUACAAUAUGGAGAUGCAGAAUUUAAUAAUUAUGAUAAUCGUGGAUUUGUGGUGCGACGAGGAGAACAUAGAUAUCGAUAUAAUGCUCGUGGACAAUUGAUCCAUGCUUUCGAGCGUGAUAAAUUCCAAACAUGGUAUCAUUAUGACGAACGAGGACGAAUGGUUGCAUGGAAUGAUGAUAAAGGAAAUAUCACCCAAUACUUUUACUCAAAUCCAACAAAUCCAAAUUUAAUAACACACGUACAUUUCCCAAAAACAACAAGAACUUUCCGUUUCUUAUACGAUCAACGUGAUAUUCUAAUAACUGUUGAAACUUCAGAACAACGAUUUUAUGUUGCCACAGAUCAAAAUGGAUCACCAUUAGCAUUGUUUGAUACAAAUGGACAUUUAGUGAAAGAAAUGCGACGCACGCCAUUUGGUAAAAUUAUUAAAGAUUCGAAUCCAGAUUUCUAUUUACCAGUCGACUUCCAUGGUGGAUUAUAUGAACCAAAUACUCGAUUAGUUUAUCUUAAUAAGCGACUAUACGAUCCUAUAGUAGGUCAAUGGAUGACACCAACAUGGGAAGAAUUAGCUACGAAAUUAACGACUCCGACGGAUAUAUUCAUAUACAGGUUCCAAAAUAAUGAUCCAAUUAACAAAAAACAAAAUAUUACAUAUAUGACCGAUUUGAAUAGUUGGUUGCAACUAUAUGGUUACGAUUUGACGAAAAUGCUUGGAUCACAAUACACAGCCAAUAUGAUUUAUCAUCCACAAGCUACUGUAACCAGUCCACAAUUAGCACCAGAUUUUGGUGUCAUGUCAGGGCUUCAAUGUAUUAUUGAUAAGGUAAAUGAGAAAUUUGCUGAUACUGGAUUUGUACCGAAACCCAUUUUGAAAAUGGAACCAAAAACUCGUAACUUAUUACCACGAGUUGCAUAUCGAAGAUCUGUAUUUGGCGAAGGUGUUUUAAUUUCAAGAGUCGGUGGUCGUGCACUUGUUAGUGUUGUCGAAGGAGUAAAUAGUGUGGUUCAAGAUGUUGUUACAUCAGUCUUCAACAAUUCAUUCUUCCUAGAAUUACAUUUUAGUAUCCACGACCAAGAUGUUUUUUACUUUGUCAAAGACAAUGCAUUAAAAAUACGUGACGACUAUGAAGAAUUGCAAAGAAUAGCAGGAUUAUUUAACGUAUCAAAACAUGAAACAUCAGAGCAUGGUACUGGAACUGGAAAAGAAUUGCGAUUGCAUAGUCAAGACGCUGCUGUUUACAUUAAAUAUGGAACAGAUCCAGAACAAGAACGUCAUCGUAUAUUAAAACACGCACAUAAACGUGCUGUUGAAAGAGCAUGGGAAAUGGAGAAACAAUUAGUAGCAGCAGGGCUUCAAGGUCGUGGAAAUUGGACCGAAGAAGAAAAAGAAGAAUUAGUAUCACAUGGUGACAUUGAUGGGUAUGAAGGCGUGGAUAUCCACAGUAUACAUCGAUAUCCACAGCUUGCUGAUGAUCCAGGCAAUGUUGCAUUUCAACGUGAUACAAAACGUAAAAGAAGGAAAAGUAAUGGAAGGAGACCGCGAUUACAUCGCCAUUCGUGAUUUUUACAUAAUAAACACACAUUUGUGAAUUAGUUUGUGCCAUUAACACAAUAAUUAUUAUAACUAGUCGAACAGUUUAUUGCAUUAAUACUUCAAUAGUGAUAUUUUUAAGUAUGCAUUUUUAUAAAUGAACUUGUGAUGAGUGUAAUUUCUUUAAAAAAAAACAAAGUGUGAGUAUUAAAGUGUCCAAUCUUAAAUAGUUUAUUCUAUUUCACGUAAUAAUUACACAAAAUAGUAGAGAUACAUAUAUUUUGGUGUGACAGCAAUCAAAUCUUAGGGCCUAUCUUUAAAGACAUAUUUGAAAUAGUUUUUCGAUUCAAAUAUGAAGCAUACUAUUUUUUAUUCCUUGUAUUAAACAGGGUGGUACAUUUGAACUUUACAUGAAAUGAUGUACAUGAUACGUUUUUAUCAUGAAAGUACAGUGCUUCAACGUUUUCUACGUAUUAUUUUCUAUGCUAUGUAUAGUCUAACACAUUGAGAGAUUCACAGGUAUACAGGGUGUUUUUGUUUCAAUCGACAAAAGUAAAUAACUUAAAAAACAAGCUUUAUCACGGAAAAUAUUUUUAACAAAAUCUGUUUGAUUCAAAAGAAAACUUCUAAGGGUGAGCUAGAAUUUAGCCAUGGUCUUCAGGAUCAUUUUAUUGUUGAAAAAAUAUUUUUAAAUCCUAAUUCUUAAUUAAUUAGGAUUGGUUAAGAACAACACACGGAGGAAACGAAGUUUAGUACGAUUAAACGUAUAAUAAAAAAUCGAAACUUCCUAACUUUAAGUGAAAUUUCGCAUGCAGGUUCUGCUGAAUGUAUUUGGUUUAUGAAAGUUUUCCAACAAAAACAGGAAAGGAACAACUUUUUAACGUGGAUGAUUCUUAUCUUAUCAGUUUUAUCAGCAUGAACCUAAAUUAACUUUUAAAUGACCCUGAAGAAUAGAGUUAGAUUGUAAGUCACUAUGAGAUGUUUGGUUUGAUAAUAUUUAUUUUUCCAGUUAUUUACUUGUAGGAAGAUAAAAAAAGAGCUCCCUGUAUAAAUUAAAUCAACGGAUACGUAAUAAUCAAAGACUAAUUGUGUUUUGAUACUGUGGCGAAUGAUAGUUAAAAUGUUAGAAAUAAUAUCUAACUUUUAAUUUUUUUUUUUAUAAUACUCGACCAAUAUUUAGGUCAAAUAAAUGAUGAC